AUGCGGCUCCCCAUCGGCACAGCACUUCCUCUGGCCUGCUGGUCGACCCUCGCCGUGGCCCAGCAAGCGCCUGCGAGCACCGCGUAUCCGCCGGCAACAGAGGUUCUGGAGCUGCUUCCUCCCUGCGCCGCAAACUGCUUCGCGGCCGUUGUGCCCGGCUCUGCCUGCUCGGCGACAGAUGUACGGUGCAUGUGUACGAACCAGCCGCUUCAGGAUGCGGCGGCGGAGUGCAUUCUGAGAGACUGCCAGUCGCUCAUGGACGCUCUCUCGGCAAAGAACAUCACGUCCGUGGCGUGCCGCGCGCCGGUCCGCGACCGAUCCGGGCAGUACGUGGCCGUGUCCAUCGCGCUGGGGACCAUGACGAUUGUCACGGUCGUCGUCCGGCUCGUCUUCAAGCAGUUCUUCGCGGCCAACAGAGGGCUCGCGGCGGACGACAAGGUGAUCCUGGUGACGCUGGCGUUGCGCAUCUCGGGCACCGUCCUCAACGUCGAGGGCCUGGCAGCCCACGGCCUGGGCAGGGACACGUGGACGCUCCCGACGCACGAGCUGACCAGCUUCGCCGAGUGGCUGUACGUCAUGGAGGUGCUGUAUCUCGCGGAGCUGUCGCUCAUCAAGCUCAGCCUGUCGCUCUUCUACGUCCGCAUCUUCCCGGGCGCCACGAUCCGGCGGCUGAUCUGGGCCACGGCCGCGGUCAACGCCCUGUACGGCGCGACCUUUUUGGUGACGGCCAUCUUCCAGUGCGAGCCCAUCGACUACUUCUGGACGCAGUACGUCGAGGAGCACGCGAGCGGCCGCUGCAUCAACAUCAACGCCAUGGGCUGGGCCAACGCCGCCAUCAGCGUCGCCCUGGACUUGUGGAUGAUCAGCAUCCCGCUGAGCCAGAUUCCCAAGCUGAAGCUGCACUGGACAAAGAAGAUUAGCGUCUCCGUCAUGUUCGUCCUGGGCGCCUUCGUGACCGUCGUCUCGAUCCUGAGGCUGAGCUCGCUCGCCGCCUGGGCAAACUCGAGGAACCCGACCUGGGACCAGUGGAACGUGGUGUACUGGUCGACCAUCGAGGUCAACGUCGGCAUGGUGUGCACGUGCCUCCCGUCGCUUCGCCUGCUCGUCGUGCGAGCCUUGCCGGGCCUGACGCGAUCCCGAUCCAAGCCCGCCGCGUACGGCAGCAACUCCUUCAGCCGCGUCACGAGCGGGCAGCCGCUGGCGGAGGAGGGGUCGGGAACGGCGCCAGGGGACCAUCGACUUGGCGACUUUGACGAGGGCGCGCGGAGAACAUGGACGCGCAUAGGGUCCGGGGCCGAGCUGUGGCCGACGGCACGUUGA
This is a messenger RNA of Metarhizium album ARSEF 1941, 1320 nucleotides long. Its product is annotated as Extracellular membrane protein, CFEM domain protein. The record is from RefSeq and is a predicted model, not a curated record. Bases 1 to 1320 code for a protein of 439 amino acids. The transcript is spliced from 5 exons. Lineage: Eukaryota; Fungi; Ascomycota; Sordariomycetes; Hypocreales; Clavicipitaceae.